GGCGGAAGAAAAGAUUUGAUGAAGACUAUCGAAAAAAAUUAUCAUCUAAUUCUAUUGAAUUCCAUGAUAUUAUGGCAGUGUCUGGGAAGUGGAAAUCGCCUCAGGACUUUAUAACCGUAUCUAUACCGACCAAAGAUACUGAUUAUGACAACAGCAAGAACAGGAGAAGUACAACUUUUUACAGAAGAUGGAAGAGGCUUUCUUCACUUCAGAGAUCAGUCUUCGUGGUCGCAUGUAUAUUAUUUAUGUUAUCAUUAAUAAUUUGGCAUAAGAGAACUGACAGUAUAACAACUGCAGAGAAUGAUAUCUUUGAUCACAAACGUCACAAAAUAUCCGAUCACCAUAUUUUACCCAUAAAGAGACCAAAUAAAGAUGUCAUUGUUCGCGAACAUUUAGAUCAACUUAAAGAAUUAGCUAGGAAGCAGGGUGUGGUCCUAAAAAGAGGACCUCCGAAGCUUCAAGAAAGGUUAAAACUGCAUCAUCAAGAGAAAAACAAUAAAGUUAACGAAGCUGUUAAUGUUAGAGAAGUGGAGUUGGAAAAUGGACAAGUUCAUGGCGAUAACAAUAAUAAUGAUGAUAUAAAGCCAGUUGAAGGUCUUGGAGAUACAGCCGGUGAUGGUGAACUUAAUAAACAAAAUAGUGACUAUCAUGUGCUGGAUAUAAAUGGUGUCAAACUACUUCCACAAGAUGAGGUUAAUGACCGACAGAAAGCUGUUAUUGGAGCCUUUAAGCAUGCUUGGAAGGGAUAUAAGGCACAUGCAUGGGGCCAUGAUGAACUUAAGCCUAUAUCAAAGACCUUCAGUGAGUGGUUUGGAGUUGGUUUAACAAUCAUUGAUUCGCUUGAUACCAUGCUUUUAAUGAACCUGAAGGAGGAGUUCAAAGAAGCCCGUAAUUGGGUUCAGAAUGAUUUAACUUUUGAUAAACAUGUUGAUGUCAAUCUAUUUGAAAUAACUAUCCGUGCUCUUGGUGGAUUACUGAGUGCGUAUCACCUGUCCAAUGAUGAUAUUUUUCUCGAAAAGGCUGUUGAUUUGGGCAACCGCUUGCUUCAUUGCUUUACUUCUGAAUCAGGCAUCCCCUACUCUGAUGUAAAUCUAAAGACUUUACGUGCACAUCCUCCAAGAUGGGGACCUGACAGCUCUGUGUCUGAAGUCAGUACCAUACAGCUGGAAUUCAGGGAUCUUACAUAUGCUACAGGCAAUGCUCAUUACAAGAAUGCUGUAGAUAAGGUGAUGCAGCACCUACAUACCCUUCCAAAGAAGCAUGGCUUGGUGCCCAUCUUUGUCAAUGCAGACACAGGGAACUUUAGAGCAUCAGCAACCAUAACUCUCGGUGCUCGUGGAGAUAGUUAUUAUGAAUACCUUUUGAAACAGUGGAUACAAAGUGGCAAGACUGAAGACUGGCUCAAAACUGACUUCAUUGAUUCUAUGGAUGGGGUCAUCUCACUAUUAUCAAGAAGAUCUGAACCCAGCAAGUUGCUUUAUGUAGGAGAACUACUUCAUGGCACCUCCUUUAGCCCUAAAAUGGAUCACCUUGUGUGUUUUCUCCCUGGAGUGAUGGCAUUAGCUACACACAAUGGUCUAGACAAAAAAUACAUGAAGUUUGCAGAAGACAUGAUUGAAACCUGCUACAAGAUGUACUCUCAAAUGCCAUCGGGUCUCAGCCCGGAGAUUGCAUACUUCAACAUGGUAUCAGGAAAGUCUCAAGAUAUUAUCGUCAAGCCUCUGGAUGCUCACAAUCUUUUACGACCGGAAACAGUGGAAUCUUUAUACAUCAUGUAUAGACUAACAAAAAACAAGAAGUACCAGGACUAUGGCUGGAAGAUUUUCCAAGCUUUUGAAAAUCAUACUCGUAUUCCAGAAGGAGGAUAUUCAUCUCUCAACAGUGUGCUGAACUUAUCCCAUAGAUUUAGGGACAAAAUGGAGAGCUUUUUCUUGGGGGAAACUUUAAAAUACUUGUUUCUGUUGUUUAGUGAUUACGAUGUGGUGCCUCUCGAUAAGUUUGUAUUUAACACAGAGGCUCACCCACUUCCCAUUAGAUCAUAAAUAGAAUGAUUCUGAGCCCGGUCGUAGGAAAAGUGGAUAGUGCUAUCUGACAGAUAAAUCUUAUACAGUGGACAAAUUUAUUGGAUAUCAGCAUUGAGUUAUCUGUUGGAUCUAGCACUAUCUAUCCACCUGUUGUACAAACAGGUCCUAGUCAACAGUAUUGGGUAGCACAUGAGUACAUCCAGUGAUGUUGAUAUAAUGGUAUCAUUGUAAUUCACGUUUUCGGCGCUAGCUUGGAUUGUGUUAUAGUCACCAAAAAGUUUGGACAUUGUUCUCGGAUUCCCAUACAAAUUCACUGACUUUAAACUGAGAAAAUUUAGGUACAGACUUCUUUAGUUACCUCUCUUAAGAGCAGUAAGAAAAGCUUCAAUCAAGCUAGAAAAAUGAUCUUUACUUGUAUUUAGAGAACUUACUAAACGAACCAAGUAAAUAGUUCAUUUAAAGUCAGUACAUUUAUACGGAAAUUCAAGAACAAUGUCCGAACUUUUUGGUGACAGUAACACAAUCUAAACCAAUUUAUACUCCGUGACRGCUAGGCCCAAAAAGGUGAAUUGUAUUUAAUCUAGAAUGAUUCUGGUCAACAGUGGUACCAUUGGUAUGCAUCUAGUGAUGUUGAUAUCUGGUGCUUGUUACUGUUGGAGGGGUUAAGACCCAAUCUACAGAUCUGAAAGUUGAAAGUAUUUUCAACAACAAUAGAGGCUUUGCACCAUUAAGUGAUGAAAGCCAUGACAGGAGGUACAACCACUACCAGAAUCCCUUGCACACUUUCUUUUGUUCAGUUUCUCACAAGUGUAAAAAAAUAUUYGAAUACGAAAGAAAAACCAUGAAGAAUCCUGGUAAUGAUUGAGACACCCAUCAUACCAAAAAGGCAUUUAGAGAUAUCAUUUUUUUAGGGAAUGUUUGUCAGUAAUAAAUUCAUCUAAUAUAUCUAUAAUAUAUUAUAAUUUUUUUUCUGAGUUUUUAAAUAGUAAACUAUAUGUAGCAGUAUUGGAUUGGAUUAUUAGGGAAUUUUUUAAAGUACAAAAGAAAUAUAUACACAAGCCUUUGCUCUGGUCAGAUUAUGCAUAUUUAAGUUUAUUUAUAAGACAGAAUUUUGCCUGGUACAAACAGCUAUUAAUUUGAGAACUGUUGCAUGUUUCUACAUCCUAAGGAAACAACUAAGAGCGUUAUUUAUAUUUCUGCUACCUCUACAUCGUCAAGAUACGCCUGGGUUUUUGGCUUUCAUAGACUUGAUAGUCAACUUAAUGAAAAUUUGUUGAAUCUCAGGAGAGCAAAGCUUCCUAAUUUUAUAAGAGGUAAACAGAGAGAAAAAUUCACUAUAUCAAUUUUGUGACUAAGGCAAGUAUGAAGUAGCCCAAUGUGGGUAUUUCAUACAUCCAUCAGUCAAUCAGUUCAGUGGUGGCCAAAAGCACAAAAUCUGGGGUGCUUGCAGAAAUAUUUAACACUCUACUAAGAGAAAAGUGAACCAUGAUCAAAGGUGAUAUAGAGUAUAGUAAGGUGAUAGUUUUGCCUACUCAUAGUUUAGAUAACCAUUACAGUGAGGACGUUCUGCCAACCAUGAUCACCAUUAUUUGCUGAACUUUCUACUGUUUCAAACCCUUUAAAAUGAAGCAUUAAGUUUAAAUUGUCAACAAGUCAUCCAAAUAGACCCUUUGCCAAAAUGGUGGUCAAAAAUUGAAAUAAGUUAAAUUAAGCAAAAACUACCAGUAUAAAGCACUAGAAAGAGCACCUUUACUUUCGUGACC
Molecule: messenger RNA, 3787 nt
Organism: Actinia tenebrosa (Australian red waratah sea anemone)
Lineage: Eukaryota; Metazoa; Cnidaria; Anthozoa; Actiniaria; Actiniidae
Product: endoplasmic reticulum mannosyl-oligosaccharide 1,2-alpha-mannosidase
Biological process (GO): mannose trimming involved in glycoprotein ERAD pathway; carbohydrate metabolic process
Cellular component (GO): membrane; endoplasmic reticulum
Molecular function (GO): calcium ion binding; mannosyl-oligosaccharide 1,2-alpha-mannosidase activity
Source: RefSeq, a predicted model, not a curated record